AUGUCCGUCAUUAGCAUUUACGAUACAUACGUUAAAUUGGAAGGUUCUCAACUAAAAUACUUACUAACAUAUAAAUGUAGUCAGGACCACUUGGAGCUCUUUUUUUGUGCAAUCAGAAGAUGCGGUGGUUGGUGUUCGAAUCCCACUUGUGCGCAAUUUGUUUCGGCGUACAGAAGGUUAUUGGUCCGACACGAAAUAAUUGCCACGAACGGUAAUGAUGAAGCCAUGGAUUCUACGAAAAUACUAACGGUUCCUUCUGGUGGUGGAAGGAAAAAAUCGGUUGAUCGGUACGAUCCUGCUGUUUACAGCAUUAUGGAUAAUGUUCGAUUCUGUAAAAAAUACGAAUUAGAUGAGGAGAUCGAACACUGCAGCGAAAAUGACGAAUUCAUGAAUGAAUUCCUCGUAUUUAACUGGCAACUACCAGACUACCGGACUCUCUCCGCGUUUUCUAACAAUUGUGUCGCAAAUGUAGCUAGUUGGGUGGUUAAGAAAAUAGUGGACGAAAAAGAAUCGUUAGUGAGAGGCGAAAUAUGCCGAAAUGAGUUAUUUCAAGACAGUCAGAGCGUAGCAGAAUUUUUGGAGAAUAGUCUUAUUCGGAAUCGUCUUUGGAAGCGUCUUUGGAAUAGUCUUAUUCCAAAGACGUGA
Messenger RNA from Ooceraea biroi (clonal raider ant), 645 nucleotides. RefSeq lists its product as uncharacterized. Lineage: Eukaryota; Metazoa; Arthropoda; Insecta; Hymenoptera; Formicidae. The record is from RefSeq and is a predicted model, not a curated record.